UGAGCUGCUGCAGGCAGCGGGGAUUCCCCAUCCCUGCUGUGAUUGCCAAGAUGCAGGAGAGGAAGAGCUUUGUGUCCCAGAUCUCCAGGGUGCUGAGGAACAGGAGAGCCUGAAAGGUGCCUGCAAAGGUGGCAGGAUGGAUGAGGAGAGUUCCCCACAGCAUGGGUCUUUGGGAGCAGAUCCAGAUGGGGCAUCAUCUGAUGAGGAUGCUUCCAUGGAAGAAGAGCCAUAUGGGAUGCUGCCUGGUGGGAAUGAGUCCAUAGAAGAGGACCCAGAUGGGGCAUUGUCUGAUGAGGCUUUAUCCCAGGUUUCAGCCCCGAGGCAAACCUCUGAGCACUCUCCUGGCUCACAAACCCCUUCAGCAUUGGAAUCUCAGUGGGAAAAGCCCCCAGGGCUGCCUCUCCCAUUGGUACCCACUCAGCCCAGACCAGCCCCCAAGAAACCCCCUUACCGCGAGGCACACCCGACCAUCUGCAGCGAGUGUGGGAAGAGCUUCACCCGAAGCUCCCUGCUGGCCCAGCACCAGCGGGUGCACACAGGGGAGCGGCCCUACCAGUGCACUGAGUGCGGAAAAAGCUUCAGCCGCAGUUCCACCCUCAUCCAGCACUGGAGGACCCACACAGGGGAGCGGCCCAAUACGUGCACCGAGUGCGGGAAGGGAUUCAGCCAGCGCUCUGACCUAGUGAAGCACCAGCGCACCCACACCGGGGAGCGCCCCUACCAGUGCCUCGACUGCGGUCAGAGCUUCAGCCGCAGCUCGGACCUCAUCAAGCACCAGCGCAUCCACACUGGGGAGCGGCCCUACAUCUGCCCUGACUGUGGGAAGGGCUUCAGCCGCAGCUCCGACCUCUUCCAGCACCAGCGCACCCAGCGCGGCGAGAAACCUUACAAGUGCACUGAGUGCGGGAAGAAAUUCAGCCGCAGCUCCAACCUCAUCCGCCACCAGCGCACCCACACGGGUGAGAGGCCCUAAGUCUGCCCAGACUGCGGGCGUGGCUUCUCCCAGAACUCCCACUACACGGACCACCAGCGGAGCCACCGCCAUGAGAAACCCUACCAUUGCACCCAGUGCGGCAAGGACUUCGGGCGCAGCUCCACCCUGGUCAAGCACUGGCGCACACAUGCCAGGGAGAUCCUGUGAGCCUGGGGCAGAGAGCGGGACUUUCAACUAUCCAGUCGUGGACCAGGAAUCCCAACGUGGCCUCCUGGGGAACUUGACUCAGUGUUGCCCCCAAGGUCAGCUUGAGAUGUCAUCCACCAGUAGAGUCAAUGCUCUUCUUCUAGGGAACUUGACCCAAUAUCUCCCUCGGGGUCAGCUUGGGUUGGUGGUGCCACUAGUCACGGCUGGUCCCUUGGAGGAUUUGAUACAGUGUGUAUUAUCCAGGGUCAGCCUGAUUAACAGUGUUACAAGUCAAUGCCUUUCUCCUAGGGGAUUUGAAACAAUGUCUGUAGCAGAUUCCAUCUGAUACAAUGUUUCCAGUGGGGUCACACAUACCCCUUAACCUGGCACAUUCGAUACAAUGUUUCCACCAGGAUCAUUUCUCUUUUCCGUAAAUAAUGUGAUUCAAUGUUUCUAAGAGAGUCAAUUCUUCCCUGGAGGGUAGGUCAGGGUCCCUUUGAUGCAAUGUCUCCACUGAGAUCCAUUCUCUUUCCUUGGGUGCAUUGAUACAUUGUCUCCAAUAGAGUCACUCUUCCUCUUUUCAGAGAACUUGGUACAAUGUUUCUGCCAUUGUCAAUUCUUCUAUCCUGGUUGAUUUGAUACAACUGUAUCCAAGAGGGCCAGUUCUUUGCAAGUGGUAUCUCUAGACCAAGAUCAGUGUGAUACAAUGUCUCCACUCAUGGUCCAUCCGAACUACUUUGGAUGAAUUGAUACAUUGCCUCCAGUAGAGUCAACACUCUUCUCCCAGGGCAAUUUGAUUCCAGGGUGACCAAUACUCCCCUUGAGGACUGGAUACAAUAGUCAGAUCCUCAGACGGUGUAAAUUGGCAUGGGUCCAUUGUAGUGAAGGGCAUUCUAGUGAUAUAUACCAGGACAGUGGAGAAGAGAAAGGAGCCAGUUUCAAGAAGACAAAUGUGAGACGGGGCCUGGAGAAAGACAGAGAAAGAUUCCUAGAAGACAGGAACCGAAAGAGAAACUUCAGGAGAACAGAAUUUGAGUGAGAGUUUGAAGUUAAAAAUAAGAGAGGUAAAUCACCGCACAGGGGGUAGUUACUAACAAAUGUUCAGAAUGAAAGCCUAGACUAGAAGUUGAAGAUUCUUAGAAGGAGAAACUGAGGACAACUUAGUACGUUAGUGCACAGCAAAAUUAUCCCAUAAGUCUAAGCAAGAAAAGAGUCUCCUUACCUUAAGUGAACUGUUAAGGACAUCUGAAACUGAACUGGUAGAGAAUUGGCCAAUGAAUUUUUUUUGUCAAAAAUUACCAAUUUGUCAGAACUAAAAAUUUCAAUUAGUUUUUUGUCAAUGCUAA
Molecule: messenger RNA, 2466 nt
Organism: Chelonoidis abingdonii (Abingdon island giant tortoise)
Lineage: Eukaryota; Metazoa; Chordata; Testudines; Testudinidae
Biological process (GO): regulation of immune system process; negative regulation of transcription by RNA polymerase II; regulation of cytokine production
Cellular component (GO): nucleoplasm
Molecular function (GO): DNA-binding transcription repressor activity, RNA polymerase II-specific; RNA polymerase II cis-regulatory region sequence-specific DNA binding
Source: RefSeq, a predicted model, not a curated record